AUGCCUCCAUACGACGACGACGACGUGCGCUCCUCGACGGUGAGCUACGAGAGUGGCGGAGGGCGCUGGGAUGCUGAGCGGUUUGCGCGAGAGCGUGAUGAGCGCAGCUACCGUGGUCCGGCGCCUGCUGCAGUCAGGGAGCACUCGCGACCUCGUCGCCGUGACGAUGAACGCUUCGAAGACCGUUUUGUUGAAGAGGAACGCCUGCCCGGCCCUUCUCGUCGUCGCAGAACCAGCCGUUUCGUCGAACAAGAAGACGAUUUUUACGCCUCUCGUGGUACUGGGCCCCUCGUCCGCCAUCGCCGCGAAGAAUCGCCGCCGCCGAGACCGCCGCGUUUGAUUAGGCGCCAGUCGUCGUUGGAUACCUUUGACAGACAGCCUGCCCGGAGAAUCGAAAAGGCGCCCCCGAUUGUGGGUGUUCGCCAGAGCCAUCGGAGACGAGCGUCGUCGGUGCGACGCUCCGAGAGAGACGACUACGAAGAAAUCGACAUCGCCGAGCCCGAGUUCUUCGGGGACGAGGAGUUUCGUCACUGGAACGACCGCGAUAUGCGUCGCCCCGUCCGAGAGGAGUUGGUGCAGGAGAGGAUUAUCGAGAAAGAGCGCACCUAUCCUCGCAAGGGCAAAACAAGGAUGCCGAAGCGCCUGGUGCAUGCCCUUGCCGUUCAGCAGCUUGGGUAUCCGUAUACUGAAGAGGAUAAAGUCAUUGUCAUCCAAAGGGCUCUUUCAAAAGAGCUUAUCGACCAAGUGGUGAGCCUAAGCCGGGAAAUCAAGCUUCGGUCAGAAACCGUCACGUACCGGGCCUAUGAAUCCCCGUCACCAUCGCCCAGGCGUGAGCGUGAAUUCGUAGAACGUGUCGUCGUCGCCUCUCCCCCGAGAAGACACUCCGGGGCAUAUGUUGUGGAAAGAUCCCCAUCGUCCCACCGACAGCGAAGUCCAUCCCGAGUCCGCAUCGGGCGUUACCUAGAAGCCCCGGACAUUGUAGAGGCACGGCCACGCUCAGUGUCUGUGACCUAUCGUCGACCGGCGUCCCCCGCCGUGUUCGAGCGCCGUGGUGAAUCUAGGGAAAGUCGGGGCCAAGUCGUCCUGGUUGAGCCUCGCCAUAGCGAGCAUGACGUCCGCGAAGAAAUCCGCGCCCUAGAAGAAGAGAGGAGGAUUCUUCAGAUCGAGCGCCGGCCCGAACAUGUCGGAUCUGUGGAUAUUAUCAACGACAAGAUUGUGCACCGGAGCAACGGCGAGACGGACGAGACCGUGGAAAUCAAGAAAGACCGCAAAGCUCCCGACUCCCGGCUUCUCCGCGCGAUGAUGGCAACAUUAACCGCCCAGUUCACGCCUUUUGCGGCGCGGACGUCGCAGUUUGUUAAGGAGCAGCUCGGCACCGCCGAUGAGAAGACGCAGCUCCCGGACGAGUACGUCGAGCUGGAGAAGCGAGUCGAUGCCUUGAAGCAGGUCCACCAGAAGCUUCUGUCUGUUACCUCCUCAUAUUCCAACGAAGCCUACGACUACCCACCCAACAUCCGCGAAUCGUUCAACGACCUUGGCCGCACGAUCAGCGAGAAAGUGCAGCUCUUGUCGCACGCUUCGACUCCCGCUGAAGCCCAGGCUGCCUUGACUGCGCCGCCGUCUGCUAAGCCGCAACCCAAGACCUUCAACCAUGCCAUCGCCCGUGCCUCGCUCGCCGGAUCGCAGCUGAUCUCGCAGAGCACACCCGCCGAGGAGGACCCCCUGGCGUCUGCGCUGGAAAAGUACGCUUUGGCCCUUGAAAAAGUCGGCGAGGCCCGUUUGGCUCAGGACGCUCAGAUCCAGUCGCGCUUUUUGGCGGGCUGGAAUACUACUCUCAACACCAACUUGACGUUUGCGACCAAGGCCCGCCGCAACGUCGAGAACUCGCGUCUGACGCUCGACUCCAUCAAGGCUAACAAGAAGGCUGCUGCGGGUGGUGACUUGGACAACCUGUCCGAGGAUGCUCGCGCCGAGAUUGAGCAGGCUGAGGAUGAGUUUGUUGGACAGACUGAGGAGGCUGUCAGCGUGAUGAAGAACGUCCUGGACACCCCCGAGCCCCUGCGAAACCUGGCGGAUUUGAUUGCCGCCCAGCUCGAAUAUCACAAGCGGGCCUACGAGAUCCUCUCCGAACUGGCCCCCGUCGUUGACGGACUGCAGGUCGAACAAGAGGCCAGCUACCGCAAGAGCCGUGAAGGCGCCUAA
Talaromyces rugulosus is the source of this 2202-nucleotide messenger RNA. RefSeq lists its product as uncharacterized. Lineage: Eukaryota; Fungi; Ascomycota; Eurotiomycetes; Eurotiales; Trichocomaceae. Bases 1 to 2202 code for a protein of 733 amino acids. The transcript has 8 exons. Gene Ontology annotation, molecular function: protein binding. Gene Ontology annotation, cellular component: cytoplasm. The record is from RefSeq and is a predicted model, not a curated record.